Messenger RNA from Wyeomyia smithii (pitcher-plant mosquito), 2913 nucleotides. RefSeq lists its product as uncharacterized. The record is from RefSeq and is a predicted model, not a curated record. Bases 130 to 1041 code for a protein of 303 amino acids. Lineage: Eukaryota; Metazoa; Arthropoda; Insecta; Diptera; Culicidae. The transcript has 5 exons.
CAUGGUAUAUAAAGACAAGUUCAAGGCAACUACAGUUUCAGAUAUUUUUCAUUGACUGUGUAGAUAACAGGUGCCUGCCAUAAGAAGUUACAUUAACGAGAUCUAAGAAAAAGUUUCAAUUUUCACAGAAUGACGGCGAACAACCCAGUUGGAUGGAUGAUUCUCUAUUUAUUCAUUUUCAAUCUUACUAUUGCACAAGCAUAUCCUCAAACAUUAUCUCAAGAGCCUCAACAGAUAAAUCCCUCACAUUACGUGAACUCACAGAUAAAUAGGAAAUUUGCUGAAAAACCUAAUACUGUCAAAAAAGUUGCGUUAGAAGAUAUUGAUGAUAUUCAAACAAAUCAAAUUCAAGAUGUUGGGUUUUCUUGGUCGAAUAUGCUCGGAAUGUUAAUGCAGAUGAUGUUCAACGGUGGUACCAACGUACCAACGAAAUCUGAUGAUAUAGACAAUGGAGGUACAUAUUCACAGUCUCCUUGGGCGAAUGUAAUAUCUGUUGGGCUUAAAAUAAUCACAGCCCUUCUUGGUGGUGGAACCAACGAUGGCAUCGACAAAGUAGAUAACGGAAGCUCUCCAAUGCAGAACGUGCUCGCAGCUGUGUUCACUGCAAUGUUUGGUGCAAAGGAUCCGGAUCAAGUAAAUACCAUGGCAAAACAAGCUGGAGAGUUUAUCAACAUUGUUGUCAACUUGCUGGAUGCAUUAAAAACAUCCUUCUCACAUCGAUCUCUUUCGGCGAGAAAUUUAGGAAGAAAGGAUUCAUUGAGUGAUGCGACGAUAGCUGGAAUAACUGUACUAAAAACAUACGCCAGGUCAUACGAGAAAGCCGAAGAUAAAUGUCUACUAAAAUAUAUAUGUGAAGCUAAUAACGAUUGCGUGAACGCUGUAGGCGGAUCAAGUAUUUUCUGUCAACUUGGAAAUUACGUGACGAGCUACAUCAUUGAAAGGACAACUGCUAAAUCUUUCGAGAUUCUAUACGAAGCUGGAAGAAACGGACGACUUGGAUUAGACUGUCGACAAUUGUAUUUAGAAUGCAAUGAAGUUUAAGCAGUCAGCAUUUCUGUUGAAUGUGUGCUCUUGUAGUGAAAAAUAUUUCAAACAGGCUGGUAGUAAACCAUACACUAGAUAACGUUACCUUGCUUAGCUGAAAUUAUAGACUACAGAAAGCAUGGUUUGGAUGUCAUCCAGCAUGGUGGGAAGACCAUCAUGAAAGCAAUCUAGAAAUCAUUAGUUUGUUCAACACUAAUUUUUAUGUGCUCAAACAUUGCUUGAAUAACCAAGUCUGAAAAAAUAUUCGACUGCACAAACUAUUAUGGUUUGAAGGUGUCGAAAUUGAUUUUAAUAAUACGAGCUACGUAUUGUAUAAUUAUCGUCACACAAGAAUAUAAUAAAAAAUUUGAUUGAAUGCGGCUGUUGACGUUUGCAUAGUCGAUGUAACUACUAACAAUAAUUUUAACUAAAUAAUCUCAGAGUUAAAAAACGUACUUAAAGGAGGCUUUUCGAUAAGUUAAUUGUUUUCAUUCCAUUCAAAAAUAAAAAGAACUGUAUCCUAAACACGGCCGCACCUAAAACUAGACUACUGUCUGCCGGGGUGAGAUUAUGUCAGAAAAGCAUACAUUUUUGUUCCUUAGCUUGUAAUGCUCACAUUUAAGCAAUGAAUUCGAUCUAAAUCACGUCAACACACACUUAAAUGUUUAGUUAACAACUGCCGCAAAUAUGGUUAAGUUACAAUAAACUAAAAAUACAUGAACAUUGGCUCAAUCUCGUGCCUUCUAUGGGGUGACAUUAUGCCGAAAACAAAAAAUUGUGUUUAAUAUCUGGAACAGUAAUGUAUCUACGAAUAAUACACAUGAAUAACAUUAUAAAAUAGUACGUAUAGGGCCGACCAAAAACUACGUGGACUAUUGGGGUGCUGGAGGGGGCCAACAAGAAAUUACGUUUCAUACAAAUUAUAAAAAAUUUAUGACCGGAUCAAUUUGAAGGAUAGGGAAACAUUUAAAAUAACCAGUAAUGAUAACAUGGUUUACCGACAGCCUCUAUACACAGUGGCGUCUCCAGUUUUCUCAGAAAGGGAAACAAUUAGGACGUGAAGCCUCAGAAGACCUUUCUUUUCAAUUAUUAUUUGUCUUUCUCCGUUGUAUACUCCAUUGAAGAUACCCAUUACCUUCCUUCCUUUCUUUGGAAGUCAUCAGUUGAGAUAGGAUUGGGGUACCAUGUCACAUUCCAUAAUUAAUAUGAGUCAUUGUAAUUUUCCAUCUGGAAAUUCUUAGCCUACAGUUCUCCGGCUUUUCGUCAUUAUCAAUUUAAAUAAUACCAUAGCUAGAAAACCUACCCUAUGAAAACAAUACGAGUGUAUUGGUGUACACUGAUAUAAUUUUGAUGUCAAUGUGAAUUUCGCACACCGCACCGAUUUCAAGUUUGGAACAAUCUCACCUCAAAAGAGCUCAAAAAGUGUAUAGUUAAGAGAAACGUUAUGUUCUGAAUCAAGACAGGUCCAAUACAUCAUAUUUCCUCAAUACAUUGGAGACGACAUCCUAAAGUACCAUCUGAGCAGUAGGUUGAUGGGAUUUCUUGAUCGGGUUGGUUUGCAUUGGACAGUUUUUAAUGAAAUUAUUUGUGCGUAUUUUCCACCCUGCAGGCACUCUAAAACAUUAUUUAAGUGAAACAAUUUACUAAUAUUAUCUAUAUUUCAUUACAAAAUGUGAAUACAUAUGUCGUGUUUCUUAUAGCUAAUACUAUAUUAUAUUUUGGGGAAUCUUAAGUAAUUUUACAUAUAAACAUUUCCCAUUAUGGCUCAAUCUCACCCCCGUGGCUUAAUAUCACCUCGGCAGACGGUGUUAUUCUCGUUACUACAGUGAAUACGAAAAUUUAUUUGAAUUGUGAAUUAAAUAAAUUAAAAUUAUUUGUUUUUUAAAAGUU